This is a messenger RNA of Emiliania huxleyi CCMP1516, 574 nucleotides long. RefSeq lists its product as hypothetical. The transcript has a single exon. Lineage: Eukaryota; Haptophyta; Isochrysidales; Noelaerhabdaceae. The coding region runs from base 18 to 395 and encodes 125 amino acids. The record is from RefSeq and is a predicted model, not a curated record.
CACUCACUUGCUCCUUCAUGGACCCUGUCAGCGGUAGCGCCUGCCUGCUCGCACUGGUUGGCCUCUUGGCAGCGAUAAUCUUUUUGCAGCUUCUGGCUCUGCUCCUGUUGCGCUGCACCAGCUGCUUGCGUGGCGAGACCGCUCCUCGCUACAGCUGGACGGCAUCGAGAGGGCAUGGCGAUGCUCAGCCAGUGGCAGCGGUAGUUCCAUACAAACGGAGUCUCGCAGAGAUCCGGGCUGACCGGCCAAAGGCCUUGCCGGACCAGCAGGAGCAGGGGCGGCUCAUGGCCAUGCUGAGCUGGCUGCGAUUUCCGAAACGGGAGACGCCUACUGCUGCCGUUGUCGCGACGAUCGAGGAUGGCUUCAGCGCGGCCUCUCCGAGGAUGCGAGUGUGAGUGAGGCACGCCUCACCGGCGUUUCCCAGUUAGGGUCAUCCUGCGGCGGCUCCGCAUGUGUUGGUGUCGCCCUUGCCCAUCUCCCAUCGCCCAACACGCCACGGCGAGUUGAAGGAAGGUGUCAUGUCGCGUGUCCAUGUGUCUGUACUUUUGGUAAGAGAGAACUACAGUAUACCGAC